Messenger RNA from Brachypodium distachyon (stiff brome), 4170 nucleotides. Its product is annotated as calcium-transporting ATPase 4, endoplasmic reticulum-type. Gene Ontology annotation, molecular function: P-type calcium transporter activity; ATP binding; ATP hydrolysis activity. NCBI's taxonomy places the organism in Eukaryota, Viridiplantae, Streptophyta, Magnoliopsida, Poales, Poaceae. Gene Ontology annotation, biological process: intracellular calcium ion homeostasis; calcium ion transmembrane transport. Gene Ontology annotation, cellular component: membrane. The coding region runs from base 630 to 3773 and encodes 1047 amino acids. The transcript is spliced from 8 exons. The record is from RefSeq and is a predicted model, not a curated record.
CACCACGCACGCACACGUACCACCACCAUUUUCAUUCGAGGGAGGCGACCGCGAAGCUUCGUGCGACCUUCCUGCCGCGGUACAAGUAGGGACUAGGGAGACGAAGCCCGCAAGCAGCACCGCGCAUGCCGCUCCUUCCACCACCUGCCCACCCCCACCCCCACCCGUAGGCCGUAGCCAGUCGGAUCCCCCAACCACCUCCUGAGAUCUCCUCCGCCGAGUGAAGCCAGUCACUGAAGCAGAGCCCCGCCGCCGUCUCGUGGGGGUGGUACCGGAGUUGGAGAAUUCCGAGAGUCUCUGUCAGUGCGUGGGACGAGGCGAGACGAGACGAGGCGUCGCGGCUUCGGGGGUUGUGGCCUUUUGUGGUUUGUGUCGUGAUUAGUUUGGGUAUCGAAUCCCGGCUCCGCACGCCACCAACCGCCUCGCCCCGCAAGGAAGGAAGGAAGAGAGAUCUCGGCUUGGACGCCACCCCCGCCCCGCCCCGCCCCGUGUGGUGAGUCGUGGGGUAUAAGAAAUUCCGCUCUCCGUGCCACGGAUCGAUCUUCUCCCCAUACCCAAUUCCGCGAAGUUGGGGGGAACGGAAUUGGAUUCGAUUGGGUUGUCGUUAGAUUGCAUUGCGUUUGAUUGCGAUGGGUGAGGAGGCGCCGGCGGAGGCGAUGGCGGCGGGGUUCCCGGCGUGGGCGCGGACGGUGGAGGAGUGCGAGGCGCGGCUGCGGGUGGACAAGGACAAGGGGCUGUCAUCCUCCGAGGCGGCGGCGCGGCUCCGGUCGCACGGCGCCAACGAGCUCCAGGAGCACCCGGGCCCGUCUAUGCUGCAGCUGGUGGCGCAGCAGUUCGAGGACACGCUCGUCCGCAUCCUCCUCGCCGCCGCCGCCGUCUCCUUCGCGCUCGCGCUCUCCUCCUCCGCGGGGGCGCUCACGCUCUCCGCCUUCGUCGAGCCGCUCGUCAUCUUCCUCAUCCUCGUCGUCAACGCCGCCGUCGGGGUCUGGCAGGAGACCAACGCCGAGAAGGCCCUCGAGGCGCUGCGUCAGAUCCAGUCCGACCACGCCGCGGUCCUCCGCGACGGGGAGUGGGUCCCCAGCCUCCCCGCCCGCGACCUCGUACCCGGGGAUGUCGUGCAGCUCCGCGUCGGCGACAAGGUCCCCGCCGACAUGCGCGUGCUACGGCUCGUCACCUCCACGCUCCGCGUCGAGCAGGGAUCGCUCACCGGCGAGACCAACUCCGUCAACAAGACGGCCCACUCGGUGCCCGCCGAGGACGCCGACAUCCAGGCCAAGGAGUGCAUGGUGUUCGCGGGUACCACCGUCGUCAAUGGCAGCGCCGUCUGCCUCGUCGUGCACACCGGGAUGGCCACCGAGAUCGGUAAGAUCCACUUGCAGAUCCACGAGGCGUCGCAGGAGGACGACGACACCCCGCUCAAGAAGAAGCUCAACGAGUUCGGCGAGGCGCUCACCAAGAUCAUCGGGCUCAUAUGUGCCUUGGUGUGGCUCAUCAAUGUGAAGUACUUCCUGACGUUUGAGCUUGAUGGAUGGGUGCCGAGGAACAUACGCUUCUCCUUUGAGAAGUGCACAUACUACUUUGAGAUCGCCGUGGCGCUUGCUGUCGCCGCGAUACCUGAAGGAUUGCCUGCCGUGAUCACCACGUGCCUUGCGCUCGGAACGAGGAAGAUGGCUGCCAAAAAUGCGCUUGUGAGGAAGCUGCCGAGCGUGGAGACUCUGGGCUGUACCACGGUGAUUUGCUCCGACAAGACUGGGACGCUGACCACGAACCAGAUGUCUGUGGCAAAGCUUGUGGCAAUCGGUGAUGUUUCUGGGAAGGUCAGGAGCUUCAAGGUGGACGGCACGACCUAUGACCCCCGGGAUGGGAAAAUUCAGGAUUGGCCUGCAGGAAGGAUGGAUGCAAAUCUUGAGAUGAUUGCAAAGGUUGCCGCUGUGUGCAAUGAUGCCAGUGUGUCACAUUCUUCAAACCAGUAUGUCUCCACCGGAAUGCCGACUGAGGCAGCUUUAAAGGUCCUAGUAGAGAAAAUGGGACUACCUGAAGGAAAGAACGGGUUGUCCGUGGAUCCAUCUGAGACAUUAGGCUGCUGCAGAUGGUGGAGCAAUGCCGCCAAAAGGAUCGCCACACUUGAGUUUGACCGUAUGAGGAAAUCAAUGGGAGUCAUCGUUAUGUCCAAAUCAGGAAGCAACACUUUACUCGUGAAGGGAGCUGUUGAGACAUUGCUGGAGAGGAGUACCCAUGUCCAGCUGCAGGAUGGUUCAGUCGUGCCUUUAGACGAGAAAUCAAGGAAAGCUAUUUUGGAAAGUCUCCAUGAAUUGUCAACGAAAGCUCUGCGCUGCCUCGGUUUUGCAUUCAAGGAGGAUCUUGGAGAAUUUGCAACAUAUGAUGGCGAAUACCAUCCUGCUCACAAGCUUUUGCUGGAUCCAGCCAAUUAUGCGGCAAUUGAGACUGACCUGAUAUUCGCUGGUCUUGCUGGCCUAAGGGAUCCUCCGAGGGAAGAGGUCUUCGAUGCUAUUGAGGACUGCAGAGCUGCGGGCAUCCGUGUUAUGGUGAUAACAGGAGACAACAAAGAAACUGCUGAGGCAAUUUGCCAUGAAAUUGGUGUGUUUUCACCUGAUGAGGAUGUUAGCUUGAAGAGUUUUACGGGCAAGGAAUUCAUGCUACAUGAUGACAAGAAGGCACUUCUGCGAAGGAAAGGAGGCCUUCUGUUCUCUAGGGCAGAGCCUAGGCACAAGCAAGAGAUUGUGAGACUGUUGAAAGAAGAUGGUGAAGUGGUUGCCAUGACUGGAGAUGGAGUAAAUGAUGCCCCUGCUCUAAAACUGGCUGACAUUGGUGUAGCAAUGGGGAUUACCGGCACUGAGGUUGCCAAAGAGGCUUCUGACAUGGUACUGGCUGAUGACAACUUUAGCACCAUAGUUGCUGCAGUUGGUGAAGGAAGAUCUAUUUACAACAACAUGAAGGCUUUCAUAAGAUACAUGAUUUCCUCGAACAUUGGUGAAGUUGCCUCGAUAUUCCUUACCUCUGCUUUGGGUAUUCCUGAGGGUUUGAUACCUGUUCAACUUCUAUGGGUGAAUCUCGUCACAGAUGGGCCCCCUGCAACUGCUUUGGGUUUCAAUCCACCUGACAAGGACAUCAUGAAGAAACCACCAAGAAGAAGCGAUGACUCACUGAUCACUCCCUGGAUUUUGUUCCGUUACCUGGUCAUUGGUCUCUAUGUGGGGAUUGCCACCGUUGGCAUCUUUGUCAUCUGGUACACCCAUGGAUCUUUCAUGGGCAUUGACCUCACUGGAGAUGGCCACACCCUUGUCAGCUACUCACAGCUCUCAAACUGGGGCCAGUGCUCUACAUGGAACAAUUUCACAGUUGCCCCCUUCACAGCCGGAGCUAGAACUUUCACAUUCGACAACCCCUGCGAGUACUUCCAGGCUGGCAAAGUGAAGGCGACGACGCUCUCCCUAUCCGUGCUGGUGGCAAUCGAGAUGUUCAACUCGCUCAACGCCCUCUCUGAAGACACCAGCCUGCUCAGGAUGCCCCCCUGGGUCAACCCGUGGCUGCUCCUGGCAAUGUCAGUGUCGUUCGGGCUGCACUUCCUGAUCCUCUAUGUGCCGUUCCUUGCGCAGGUGUUUGGCAUCGUGCCACUCAGCCUGAACGAGUGGCUGCUGGUGCUGCUGGUCGCGCUCCCGGUGGUGCUCAUCGACGAGGUCCUCAAGUUCGUGGGCCGGUGCACGACGUCUUCAGGCCCCAAGAGGAGAUCGAAGAAGCAGAAGGGCGAGUGAAGGAGGCUAACAGUGUGGUUCAGAUAACACCACAGCAACUAAUCUCAUUUUAUUUGGAGUGUCCAGAUCAUGUAACAGUGGUCGCCAAAGGGGUGUUUAUUCAGCGGAUAUAUAAAUAUAUAUGUCCAAUACUAGAAACUGAAGUAGAUAAAAGGUUCUCAAAACUAGUUCUCUCGUUUGACGUUUCCGGCAGAGAUGGAACUUAGCAACUUUGUUCUUAUCUUUUUUUUUUUACUGGUCAGGUUGCAACCUUAAUUUGAUCAUGUGAAUUAUAAUAUAUAUAGGUAGCGCUCGGAGUUUAGAUUUUUAUGUUUCACUUGUUUUUGCUGCGAAACUAUUUUGCCAAACAUGAGUGCAAAUAAUUAUACAUGACAGGGUAACCAGCUAUUUCUGCUUA